AUGUGGCUGCUCAAGAAUGACCGAUUGCUUACAAAUUUCAGCAAAAGUAGAAAAGGCCUGGGAAGUGUGGGGUGUAAGCUUUGUGGUAACGUUUGUGAAACUACAAUUCAUGCGAUAAGAGAUUGUAACAAUUGUGUCUCGGUUCGGAAGAGCCUGGUGCCUAGUGAUAUUCAUGGGGAUUUCUUCAAAGUUUGUCUUGGUAAUUGGAUUAACAUGAAUCUCAACUACAGUGGCAAUCUUGCAGAGAACAAAUACUAUAAGCAAGCAGUGUCUCUUUUCAAAACUAACAACAAAAAUAAUAGUGGAAAUAAGUUCAUAGUUUGGAUACCUCCCACUAGCAGAAUGAUAAAACUUAAUACUGAUGGAGCUUGCAAUACGAAUGUUGCUGGUUGUGGAGGUGUCUUACGUGAUCACAAUGACAUUUGGAAAGGGGAUUCUCCAAUUGUUCAAACCAUUAAAGAUAUAAAGGUGGGAACAAUUGAGUGUGUUGCUAUCUUUCGGCGAAUAAUGGAUAUAAAUUUGAAAGUAGGAAGAAUUGUUAAGGAGAAAGAUUUGUAG
This is a messenger RNA of Vicia villosa (hairy vetch), 558 nucleotides long. RefSeq lists its product as uncharacterized. The transcript has 4 exons. Bases 1 to 558 code for a protein of 185 amino acids. NCBI's taxonomy places the organism in Eukaryota, Viridiplantae, Streptophyta, Magnoliopsida, Fabales, Fabaceae. The record is from RefSeq and is a predicted model, not a curated record.